AAAAAAAAAUAAAAAUGACAUAAUAUGUAUAUGUACACAGUCAGUCCACAUGUAGCAGCAUUGCCCCCUGGUGGAAGACCAUGGACUCGACGGCGACGCGACGUUCUCAGUGUGUCAGUCGGAGGUCGCAGCGGGUCGAGAAGCACGCUGAGCGGACCUGAAGAGCUUCAGGAAGUACAGGCGAUGAUCGGACCUUCAGCUCUGAAUGUAUUUAAGUCACAGCCUCGUGAAGAUCAUUCGUAAAAGCCCCACAUUUCGUCAUGCCGGAAUCAAAGGUCACGAGGUGGGUGUGCCUGUGGCUCCUGGCCUGGUGGGCGGGCCCCGCCCUGGGCUACAGAAACGGGCGGGUCCAGGAGGUGUGCGGGAGCAUGGAGCCGCUUCACGGCCACAGCCCUAGCCCCGACCCCGCCCCGUACAGCCUCACCGUGGACGGGUCCGCGGUCCAGCCCGGAGACCGCGUCACCGUGACGCUGCUGGCCAGCGACAGCUCCUCCCCGUUCAAAGGCUUCCUCCUGGAGGCCCGUGAUGCCGCGGCCCCCAACUCCACCGUGGCCUUGGGGUCCUUCAGCCUGCUGCAGCCCGGCGUCUCCCAGCUGCUGGGCUGCGGGGGCCGACAGGCGUCUGGUGUGAGUCACACCAGUGACUCAAAAAAACAUCAAGUGCAGGCGGUGUGGACCUGCCCCAAGGACUCGCCCCCCACCGUCCAGUUCUUCGCUACGGUGGUCCAGAAGAAAAAGCUGUACUGGGUCCAGGUACCGGGCCCGGUGGUGGCCGUUACCGGGGCUGCUUCAACCACAGCUGGGGUCCUCACCCCCCCCACCACGGCCGCCGGCCUUCCCGCUCCGUUCAGCUCAGAGGGCUGUGGACACAACAAGUCCUGCCUCAGGGAGCCAGCGGGCUGCCGUCCAGAGAACGACCGGGACUGCUUCUUCCUGUCCUUCCGCCCGGACGCCAUCGGGGGCAGCGCGCUGUUCGAGCUCAGCGGCCCGGCGGAGGGAUACGUGGCGCUGGGCCUCUCGCUGGACACCUGGAUGGGCAACGAUGACGUCUACUUGUGCAUUCAAGACCAAGGCCGGGUCCACAUCCAGGCCGCCUACGUCUCCGGACGGACCCGCCCUGAGCCGGCUCCUGAGGGGACCCUGCGGGACCAGGUCGGGGCCGUGACCGACGGGGUCAUCCAGUGUCGUUUCCGUAGAGACGUCCGCAUCCCUCAGACGGACCAGAGGUUUGACCUGGACCAGAGCUACUUCCUGUUCCUGGCCCACGGCAGAUAUGAAAACGGCUCCACUAGGAGGCACCACAGACAGCCUCUGAUCUCCAGUGUCAGAGCGCUGGUCGUUGGACCCCCUGUCGACCUCUCUGGCUCCCGCUCUCCGCUGAUCAUCAAGCUCCACGGGGUCAUUAUGCUGGCUGCUUGGAUGUGGGUCGUCAGCACGGGCGUCCUCUUCGCCCGACACUUCAGACACGUGUGGCCAGACGUUCUGCUGAGAGGAGGCAAGGUGUGGUUCCAGGUACACCGAGGCCUGAUGCUGCUGGCAGUCAGCCUCAUCAGUGUGGCCUUCACCCUUCCGUUCCUGUACCGAGGAGGCUGGAGCAAACAUGCAGGCUACCAUCCAUACAUGGGCUGUGCUGUCCUGGGCCUCUGCAUCGUCCAGCCAAUCAUAGCCCUGUUCAGACCUGCUCCCCUGUCCCCCAGGAGGCGUCUCUUCAACCUGGUUCAUCGCUCAGCAGGCCGCUGGCUGCAGGUGCAGGCUGUGGUGUGUGUGUACCUGGGCUUCCGGCAGCAGGCCCUGCUGCUGCAGGGCCCCCAGGCCACAGGGGCCCUGGUGGGCUGGGGGCUCUGGAUCACGCUGGCUGAACUGGGGCUGCACUUCCACUCCAUCUCCCCGGCCAGGGCAAACAAAGUCGUUCAGCACAUGGCCACAUGGUUUUCAUCUGCUGGGAACACUGGGGACAAUGACGACCUCCCCCUCGUCACACUGGAGGACCCAAGCCCACCACAGACGUACGUGUUUGAGAAGACGCUGAUGCUCGUGUUCCAGCUGGGAAACAUCUCGUUCUUCGGGGUCCUGGUGAACGCUGUAGCGAAGGUUUAGCUCUGGUUCCUCUGGUCCUGGUGAACGCUGUAGCGAAGGUUUAGCUCUGGUUCCUCUGGUCCUGGUGAACGCUGUAGAGAAGGUUUAGCUCUGGUUCCUCUGGUCCUGGUGAACGCUGUAGCGAAGGUUUAGCUCUGGUUCCUCUGGUCCUGGUGAACGCUGUAGCGAAGGUUUAGCUCUGGUUCCUCUGGUCCUGGUGAUCGCUGUAGCGAAGGUUUAGCUCUGGUUCCUCUGGUCCUGGUGAACGCUGUAGCAAAGGUUUAGCUCUGGUUACUCUGGUCCUGGUGAACGCUGUAGCGAAGGUCUAGCUCUGGUUCCUCUGGUCCUGGUGAACGCUGUAGUGAAGGUUUAGCUCUGGUUACUCUGGUCCUGGUGAACGCUGUAUUGAAGGUUUAGCUCUGCUCAACCUCACACAGAACAGGCUUUAUUAAUGGAAAGGAAUUUUAACUAUGCAUUUAUUGAAAGGUACUUUAAUGUGUUUUAGUGGACACAGAUUGUGUAGGUGCGUUAUAAGUACACAAUUAUUUUAAGUAUUGGAAUAAUACUAAUGCUCAUAAAUCUGUACAUAUUUGUGAUACACAUUGUGAAACAUUUGUAAUAGGGGUGUAUGUGUUUUAAACAAUUUUAUAACAAAAUUCAUCAUCACCUAAAUAUGAUGAACUAUUCCAUGCUCAUCUAAUUCCUUCUUCUGAACACAAACAAAACCUUUAUAAUUAAUAAACACAAAAGGCAGAACUUGACCUGUUUCUCAUCAUUAUUUAUUGUUGCAUGAAUCUCUUUGAAUACUCAACACAUACAUAUACAGAGAUAAAGCCCCCGUAUACUUUAAUAACGAGGUUGAUAAUAACAGAAACAGAAGCCUCUUUUGAGCUCACCUUAUCCGUCACUUUGAGUACAGAAUGGUUGUUUGUAGUGAGCCUUAAGGAAUUAGCAUACAGACAGGAUGUAAACAACGCCGUUAACGGUAACAAAUGCUUUAUUUUCGUUAGCUAGAGAAGAUAAUGUGGAGGAUCCCUAAAACACUGUCACUGUUCUAGACAUGUUUAUUGUUUGCUGAUUAUUAUUCUUUAAAUAGUUUUUUUUAUGAUAGUGACAUGAAAGUAAAUAGCCUUUAGAGGAAACUCUUAAAUCUCUUUAAAUCUUUAAAGACUUCAAAUAUAUAUACUUCAUCCAUUCACAAUACUCUUGAGAGUUUUGAUGAUAACAAUAUAAAUGCAGUGCUUAAUUGAUUUCCAUUAAAUUGAUUUUGUCAUGUUAAAUUCCCUCUUUCAAACCUUUUUCAAAAGUAUGACCCUUUAGAAUUGAUCAUUGACCCCUUGAUCAGCCUACUAAAGUGUUCUCGUAAGAUAGCAGAGGUAAAGGCUUUGUGCUUUCAGGGUGCAUGGAGUUCAAAAAUCGUUGUACAUCUCAAAAAUACAUUUUGGAUUGUCAUAUUUUACGAAAAAAUACAUGUAAGCUAUUAAAGAUUAGAGCUGUUCUCAAGCUGCCUUUGAUCUCCGGGUUUAUAAUAUUCUCUUGGUACUGAAGAUCAUCCAGCUAUUCAUUUGCAGCAAAUAAAAUCACAGUACAAAAAUACAUUAAAUAUACAUAUAUAGCGACGUAGCCUCUAUUGCCUUUAGCGCAAUAGACAAAAUGUCAAAAUGUUUUCUUCUUUUGAAUGUUUUACAUUUGUAAAUGUUAGCAAAUUGUGGCCUAAACAAUACAUUCAUUUAACUAUCAGGCAUCUUGGAAAACAGUUGAACACACUGCAAAUACUCUUCUUCUACAAAUCUAACCUAUUAAGGCCCCAGUCUGUACACAACUAUGGUGGUGUAUUGUUUUGUAAUUGAUUAGCCAGUUGUUUCUCUUUUCCAAAAUCCAGGAAGGAUCACAAUAUUUUUGCAUGAAGAACCACAGAAGCAAAGCGUAUGUUGUGUCGCGACACAAGAACAAACACUGCGUAAGACACAGAGACAUGGGUAGUACGCAUACGAUGUAACGCCUUCCCCAAUGUAACGCCUCAGUCGGCCUUCUCCUCUGCGAACUCCCCGGCCUCCCAUCGGAGGGCCAUGGCACUCUUACGUCGUUCUUUGCUGUAGACGUCUGGGAACUGAGCAAGAACAUUUCCUUGUGUUGGUCUCAUGUCGGUGCUGGUUUCACCGCCCCUCCACCCCACAUCAUUCUCUUUAAUCCUGUCCUUUUCUCUACCUCACUUUUGAGGCGCUGCGACUAAAUUAACUGAAGUUGAAGAUUCAAUAAUCAUACCUUUUAUUAUCAUUCUUACUUUGUUACGUGUAGGUUUUGAAGGUCACUACCCCGUGAAUGUGACCCAUGAUAGUAACGGUUAUUUAAAGAUGGCAUAUUAUACCACCAGGUGCGAGUGGGAUUAGCAGUUACAAGCCGUUUUUAAAAUCUGCCUCUUCUGACAGCAAAGUGUCAGUGUCCACCUAGAUGUGUAACGGAUAUAAGAGCAACGUUUGCUACAGACAACUGGGUAGGCUGGUAGACUGAUCUAUCAGGCACACAUCUAGGUGGAGACGCCCACUUAUGAUGUCAAAAGAGGCAGAUUGUAACGGCAAAUCACACUCACACCUGGUGGUAUAAUAUGCCACCUUUAACCGUUACGGAGUCAGCUUGUACUUUCUUUCUGCUACAGCUAUAGAUGCCCGUAAGGGUCUAUGGGUCUAACCGUCCUUACUGGUUGAGAG
Molecule: messenger RNA, 4783 nt
Organism: Gadus chalcogrammus (walleye pollock)
Lineage: Eukaryota; Metazoa; Chordata; Actinopteri; Gadiformes; Gadidae
Gene: frrs1b
Product: ferric-chelate reductase 1b
Exons: 17
Coding region: 261-2096 (611 amino acids)
Molecular function (GO): oxidoreductase activity, acting on metal ions
Source: RefSeq, a predicted model, not a curated record